GCAAGGUUUUACUGAAUGGUGGAAGUAGCACUCAGCAGAUGGAAACGGAGCCAGAAGGGGUAUGGAGUGGGAAGGUGGUUUUCCCCUGGAGUCAGGCCGCUUAGCAGCCGGGCUCUCCUCCGACCGCCCUCAGCCAAACUCCGCGUUGUCCUGCCAUUCUGCUGUUGGUGGCCUGCCGGAGUCUGUCACUGUGUUCUUCUGCUGGUAAUUCAGAGGUCCGUGGGGCCAGCCAGCCUGAGCUUGCUCACCUUCAAAGUCUAUGCAGCACCAAAAAAGGACUCACCUCCCAAAAAUUCCGUGAAGGUUGAUGAGCUUUCACUCUACUCAGUUCCUGAGGGUCAGUCGAAGUAUGUGGAGGAGGCAAGGAGCCAGCUUGAAGAAAGCAUCUCACAGCUCCGACACUAUUGUGAGCCAUACACAACCUGGUGUCAGGAAACGUACUCCCAAACUAAGCCCAAGAUGCAAAGUUUGGUUCAAUGGGGGUUAGACAGCUAUGACUAUCUCCAAAAUGCACCUCCUGGAUUUUUUCCGAGACUUGGUGUUAUUGGUUUUGCUGGCCUUAUUGGACUCCUUUUGGCUAGAGGCUUUCCACAAAUGACUGGUGAUUCUUGGUUACCCAGUUAUGUUUCAAAGUGAGGCAGCUGAAAUGCUAAUAAGAACUCUUUCACCUGUAAUCCCAGCACUUUGGGAGGCUGAGGCAGGCGGAUCACCUGAGGUCAGGAGUUCAAGACCAGCCUGGCCAACAUGGCAAAACCCCAUCUCUACUAAAAAUACAAAAAAUAGCCGGGUGUGGUGGAGGAUGUCUGUAAUCCCAGCUACUCAGGAGGCUGUGGCUGGAGAAUCGCUUGAACCCAGGAGGUGGAGGUUGCAGUGAGCUGAGAUCACGCCAUUGCACUCCAAUCUGAGCAACAGAGCAAAACUCCGUCUUGGAAGAAAAAAAAAAAAAAAGAACUCCCUGUCCAUAUGUGGGGCCCACUGACAGGCAGGUUCUACCUUGGGGGAGCUGGGCAGGAAGCGACCAUAUACAAGGGUGCACCCAGGGCCAGUGUGAGGAGGGCUUUUCUCUCAGGCACUGACAUACUCACCCCUCCCAGCUCUCUUGGUUCUCAGCAGGAAAUCCAUGGUGUUUCUUUGGUGAUACCCUGCCCCCACUGUUUUAACUCUUUUUUUUUUUUUUGAGACAGGAUCUUGCUUUAUCACCCAGUGUGUUAGGCCAUUCUUGCAUUGCUAUAACCUAACACUGGGUAAUUUAUAAAGAAAAGAGAUUUAGUUGGCUCACAGUUCUGCAGGCUGUACAGGAAGCAUGGCACCAGCAUCUCCUCGGCUUCUGGUGAGGCCUUGGGCUGCUUGCAAUCAUGGUGGAAGGCAAAGGGGGAGCUGGUGUCUCACAUGGCAAGAGUGCGAGCAAGAGAAAGAGGUGGGGGAGGUGUCACACAUUUUUAAACAACCAGAUCUCAAGAGAGCUCACUGUUGCACAAGGACAGCACCAAGGGAAUGGUGUUAAACCAUCUGUGAGAAAUCCACCUUCACGAUCCAGUCACGUCCCACCAGGCCCCACCUCCAACAUUGGGGAUUACAAUUUAACAUGAGAUUCAGAGAGAACAACAUCCAAAUUAUCACUCAGGCUGGAGUGCAGUGGCAUAGACACGGGUCACAGUAGCCUUGAACUCCUGGGCUCAAGCAAUCCUCCAGCCUCAGCCUCCUGAGUAGCUAGGACCACAGGCACACGCCACCACACCUUACUAAUUUUUAAAUUUUUUGUAGAGAUGUGGUCUCCCUAAGUUGCCCAGGCUGGUCUCAAACUCCUAGGCUCAA
Pongo pygmaeus (Bornean orangutan) is the source of this 1815-nucleotide messenger RNA. RefSeq names its product apolipoprotein O (gene APOO). NCBI's taxonomy places the organism in Eukaryota, Metazoa, Chordata, Mammalia, Primates, Hominidae. The transcript is spliced from 6 exons. Gene Ontology annotation, biological process: cristae formation. Gene Ontology annotation, cellular component: MICOS complex. The record is from RefSeq and is a predicted model, not a curated record. Bases 16 to 636 code for a protein of 206 amino acids.